Fusarium oxysporum Fo47 is the source of this 1836-nucleotide messenger RNA. Its product is annotated as acyltransferase family-domain-containing protein. The transcript is spliced from 2 exons. The record is from RefSeq and is a predicted model, not a curated record. Gene Ontology annotation, molecular function: acyltransferase activity, transferring groups other than amino-acyl groups. Gene Ontology annotation, biological process: polysaccharide biosynthetic process. Gene Ontology annotation, cellular component: membrane. The coding region runs from base 126 to 1688 and encodes 520 amino acids. Lineage: Eukaryota; Fungi; Ascomycota; Sordariomycetes; Hypocreales; Nectriaceae.
UUCCACGCUUCCACUUGGUAACUCACGCCCUUUUUCCUUCCUACCUUGCGUCCUAGGCCACUUCCUUCCUCGUUUUCCAUCUCUGCCAUCUCAGGACCGUCCAAAAGAUCUCUGAACUUUCAACUAUGAGUCGUCAUUCUCAUUCGAUACACUCACUAUCUGACGAGGAGAAGAUGGGGUUGCUCGACAACAGGUCUGUCUCCGACGUUGACAGUGACAGUGGUCGAGAUGAUCAAGACCACCAUCGGCUUCACUUUGAGAAAUGGGCCGGCCCCAUUCUCGCUCCUGUGGACUACGUUCGUUCAACCCCCUGGAGAGUUUACCUAGUUCGCUUCGCCUGGUUCUUCGUUCCCAGUUAUCUACAGGGACGACAUGCUCGUGAACAGAUUCGACCGACCAAGCUCGCUCCUACAGCCUACCUCGACGGUAUGCGAGGUGUUGCCGCCCUUGUCGUCUUGUUCUGUCAUUUCUUCUACCAGGCAUUCGUCAUCGCCAAAGGCUGGGGCUGUGACGAUGCCCACUACAACGUCUUGAAGCUACCAAUUAUCCGAUUGUGGUAUCAGGGCCCUCCAGCCGUCUGUCUUUUCUUUGUCAUCUCGGGAUAUGCCCUCUCCUAUCGACCUCUCAAGCUCAUCCGGGGUAGGAACACUCAGGACUUCUCGACUACCAUGAGUUCUCUAGUGUUCCGACGAGGCAUACGUCUAUACCUUCCAACCGCCAUCUCCACCCUAAUGAUCGUCUCCUUCAUCCGCUUGGGUGUUUACGAAUGGACGAGAGAGUUUGCCAUGGACCGUACUUUCAUGAGGAACGUCAGAGAACCUCAUCCUUCGCGUCUCCCUACAAACUAUGCUCAGUUCGCAGAAUGGGCAAAGGAUAUGUUCGAUUUUGUCCAUGUCUUCGGCUGGAAGACCCACGGUGGAAGCACCAACUAUGACCAGCAUCUGUGGACCAUCCCUGUUGAGUUUCGUUGCUCGCUGUAUCUCUUCCUCACCCUAAUAGCCACUGCUCGACUUCGAAGUCAGUACCGAUUCAUCACAGUUGCCGGUAUAAUGCUCUUUACCUACCGAAAUUCCCGUUGGGAAUUUCUCAUGUUCCUCUGCGGCAUGGUCCUGGCUGAGAUUGAUCUUAUCCGCGGCGCCCACGUCUCACCUCCUGCCCUCCCCAUCGAGGAGAAGACCCAGUCUAAUCACGGCCGUUGGUACCAGAGCGCUUUCUGGGCAAUUUUCAGUGUCGCAAGCUUAUAUCUUAUGAGCCAACCCGAUGAGGGCGGUGAUCGAACACCGGGCUGGAUCUACCUUACGUCGCUGAUUCCUAAGUGGUGGGCGGCCGAGAAGUACAGAUACUGGCAAUGUACGGGUGCUGUUAUGUUUGUUCUCGCAGUGAGCCGCUCGUCUAACUGGCAGCGCGUAUUCAACUCGGCCUUCGUGCAGUACUUGGGCAAGAUCUCCUAUGCCCUUUAUCUUAUGCAUGGACCCGCCAUCCAUGCCGUUGGAUAUCAUUUCGAAAAAUGGUGCUAUAGCGUGACGGGCACCGAGGGGCACCGCUUCACUGCUGGUUUUGUCCUGAGCUCGCUCUUUGUGAUUCCAACUAUCUUUUGGUGGGCUGAUGUAUUCUGGCGAGCGGUCGAUAUCCCAACGGUCAAAUUUGCAAAAUGGUGGGAAAACAAACUUACUGUUAAGUCGGACUAGAGUUCAUGGCACCAGAAGAAAACUGAUUCGUGAUAUUCGGCGUUGGAGGUUAGCGUCUUGCAAGUUUUUGGUUCUAAAGAGGCUGGUCUUCGUUCCGAAGACCUAUUCCGCGGCGUUUGGGUGGUUGAUUUCUAUCACACAAGGGACA